Messenger RNA from Gadus morhua (Atlantic cod), 906 nucleotides. It is a transcript of the gene hacd4, whose product is annotated as 3-hydroxyacyl-CoA dehydratase 4. The transcript has 7 exons. NCBI's taxonomy places the organism in Eukaryota, Metazoa, Chordata, Actinopteri, Gadiformes, Gadidae. Gene Ontology annotation, cellular component: endoplasmic reticulum membrane. Gene Ontology annotation, biological process: fatty acid elongation; sphingolipid biosynthetic process; very long-chain fatty acid biosynthetic process. The record is from RefSeq and is a predicted model, not a curated record. Gene Ontology annotation, molecular function: 3-hydroxyacyl-CoA dehydratase activity. Bases 132 to 794 code for a protein of 220 amino acids.
CUACAGAAGUGUGCCAAAAAGAGAGAAAAAAAAACGGCCAACCCACAAACACCCACACACAUAAACAUAAACACAACACACACAAAGUUGCAGCAGCAGUCGCACGCCCGGCUGCACUACAGGGACUCAAAAUGUGGUUCACUGCCCGGUUUCUCUAUGUAUUCACGUACAACAUGUUCCAGUUUUGUGCCCACACGUGGAUACUGGCCAACAUGACGGUCAGGUUUCUCAUGUUUGGUCGAGAUGCCUUGGCGGACACGUUUUACUCCAUCGGAGUCGUCAUGUCCCUGUGUCAGCUUUUCACGGUGCUUGAGCUGUUUCAUAUCGCAGAUGGCAUCGACAAGAGCUGGAUUCUCCCUCGCCUCUUUCAAGUGGUGGAGAGGAAUCUUCUGCUGUUCACUAUAGUCAUGAUGGAGGAGAUUCAGAGUAAACCGGUUGUGUGCGCACAGUUCUUCCUGUGGAACAUCCUGGGUCUGCUGAGGUACCCCCAGGAGCUGCUGUGUGUGAUGGGCUCCCCUUCUCUGAACAUGCUGUGGAACCGCUACACGCUGUACGUCCCCACGUACAUCCUGGCGGCCGUCGCAGAAGGAGUUACAGUGUACCAGGCAGUGAAUCACUUAGAGAAGGCUGGCAGAGGGCGUCUUCAGCUGCCCAUCUCCUCUCCCAACCGCGUUCCCAUCCUGCUGAAGACCUAUCUGAUCAUCCUCGCAGUCGGCGCCACGGUGACGGUGUGGCAGUUGGUGAAGGAGAGGCAACAACGGCUGGAGAAAUGGAACAAGAAGCUCAAGAAGUAGUUAGCCCUAUGACAUUGUAUUAUGAAUUGUAUAACUGUUAUAAUUGUACCAUUUGGUUUACUUUUAUAAAAUAAAUAUAUAUAUCUUUUUUACUAUCAGCACCCACUCAAAA